Molecule: messenger RNA, 4053 nt
Organism: Tupaia belangeri chinensis (Chinese tree shrew)
Lineage: Eukaryota; Metazoa; Chordata; Mammalia; Scandentia; Tupaiidae
Gene: DIPK2A
Product: divergent protein kinase domain 2A
Exons: 3
Coding region: 34-1245 (403 amino acids)
Biological process (GO): cardiac muscle cell proliferation; regulation of phosphatidylinositol 3-kinase/protein kinase B signal transduction
Cellular component (GO): COPI vesicle coat
Source: RefSeq, a predicted model, not a curated record
ACGCGGGCGGCGCGGGCCAGCCUGUUGGUGCUGAUGGUGCUGCACUCGCCGUCGCUGCUCGCCUCCUGGCAGCGCAACGAGCUGGCCGACCGACGCUUCCUGCAGCUCAAUAAGUGCCCGGCGUGCUUUGGCACGAGCUGGUGCCGCCGCUUCCUCAACGGGCAGGUGGUGUUCGAGGCGUGGGGCCGCCUGCGCCUGCUGGACUUCCUCAACGUGAAGAACGUCUACUUCGCGCAGUACGGCGAGCCCCGCGAGGGCGGCCGCCGCCGAGUGGUGCUCAAGCGCCUCGGCUCGCAGCGCGAGCUGGCGCAGCUCGACCAGAGCAUCUGCAAGCGGGCCACCGGCCGACCCCGCUGCGACCUGCUCCAGGCCAUGCCCCGGACCGAGUUCGCGCGCCUCAACGGCGACGUGCGCCUGCUCACGCCCGAGGCUGUAGAGGGCUGGUCGGACCUGGUGCACUGCCCCUCGCAGCGCCUGCUGGACCGCCUGGUGCGCCGCUACGCCGAGACCAAGGACUCGGGCAGCUUCCUGCUCCGCAACCUCAAGGACUCGGAGCGCAUGCAGCUUCUGCUGACCCUGGCCUUCAACCCCGAGCCGCUGGUGCUACAGAGUUUUCCAUCUGAUGAAGGUUGGCCAUUUGCAAAAUAUCUUGGAGCUUGUGGAAGAAUGGUGGCUGUAAAUUAUGUUGGAGAAGAACUGUGGAGUUACUUCCAUGCACCAUGGGAGAAGCGAGUUGACCUCGCUUGGCAAUUAAUGGAAAUAGCAGAGCAGCUUACAAACAACGACUUUGAGUUUGCACUCUACCUCCUGGACGUCAGCUUUGACAAUUUCGCAGUCGGUCCUAGAGAUGGGAAGGUCAUCAUCGUGGAUGCUGAAAACGUUUUGGUUGCUGACAAAAGAUUAAUCAGACAAAAUAAACCUGAAAAUUGGGAUGUAUGGUAUGAAAGUAAAUUUGAUGACUGUGAUAAGGAGGCUUGCUUAUCGUUUUCAAAAGAAAUUCUUUGUGCUCGUGCCACUGUGGACCACAAUUACUAUGCUGUUUGUCAGAACCUCUUAUCCAGACAUGCCACCUGGCGUGGCACUUCUGGCGGACUCCUUCAUGACCCACCAAGUGAAAUUGCCAAAGAUGGCCGCCUGGAGGCCUUGCUGGAUGAGUGUGCCAACCCAAAGAAGCGCUAUGGCAGAUUCCAGGCUGCAAAAGAACUGCGCGAAUAUCUAGCACAAUUAAGUAACAAUGUGAGGUAGUCUAUGGAGAACCUUUUCCUUUUCUCCAUUUCAAUAGCACUGGCUAAACUAAACCACCAAAAACUAUCUGGAAAAACGAAAUCGGAAAGUAUUACAUUCAGAGGAUAAUAAACUUGCACUGAUAGGUUUUACAUUAACAUCCGUCAAAAUAAGACACUGCUUCAAAAAUCACAUGACGCUUCUGCAAAUAAGUAUGUUCUUAUACUUUGGAGACUUGAGAUACCAUUGACUGCUUGGCCCCCUGUCCCUGAAUGCCUGAGUGGAUUAAGGAAUCUUGUUAAGCUGUUGGAAUUGAGUCUGGUAGUUACAUUGGCUGUGUAUCAAACGGUACUUGGUACUUAGUUUGCAUUACUAUCAUGAUUUUGUGAAUCUCUUGCAUUUUCUUUGAAUGUUAAGUUAGAUCGGCCUGUUUUAUAGGCCAUUUUUUUCCUUCUGAUGUGUAGGGUGUUUUUCCAUUUUUAUGGUUUUUAUUAAAUUUUACACGUUCAGGUUACUGUAGGUGUUCAUUUAAAUUUUGACUAGUUUUUAUUCAUUGCUAUGCGGUACAUAAAUUUAAUGUUAGGGCAGGGUUCCCAAGUUUACUCAUUUUUUCAGAAAGCUGAAUAUUUUAUUAUGUAAAUACUUUCUCCCCACUGUCUGUGAGUUCACCAUUGCAUGAUAUCAUUUCCAGUUACUUAACGGUUACAUCCUUCUAUGCCAAUAAUUAUAAGUGUACACUAAACAUGAAGUUUGGCAUACGUUGCAAAGUGUCAUUUUGCCCUUUACUAAAGGCUUUAAGAAGAGUAUACUAGCCGUCUAUACCUUGAUAAUUUUGAUUUAGAAAAAAAUACAAUUCAGUAUUUUUUAAAAUGCUCACUAGUCCAAGAUAGUAAUGCAUAUGCCAAAGAAAUACUAAACCUAGUUCCAUGUUUAGAAGUUAAAAUAGAAUUGGUCACCUACUUAUUCUACUAUCCCACUACCAGUAUUUUAGCUCUGUCAUCAUUAAAUUCAGACUUAACUGGUUAUUCUUUAAUAUCAAAAAUUAGGCUACUGCUUCAAAAAUAUGUGACUUAAACAUCAUACCUUUUAUUCAUUGGUAGUUUUGGAAAAUUAAUGUGGUAGUCAUUGUUAGCAUUAAUUAGGCAUCAUCAACCUUUUUUUAUUGAUGGACUAAUAAUUUUUACUGUAGAGCAGAUAUUUUAGCCACAGUGCCCACCUCAGUCUUCUUUACCUAGCAUCAAAACAUCAAAUGUAGGGGCUGGCACCAUACCCUGGUAGAGAGAGCUGGAUCGCACGGCUGAUUGCAGUUCACGUUCUAGUCCAGUGUCUUGGAAAACAUGCUGGGCACAUGCACAUACGUGCCCCAAACCCGAACAGGUUGGAGAAAUGGCAGAGAAAGGGACUGCAAUGUGACCAUGCUCUGUCAGGUACUUUCUUCUGCUCUCUUUCUCUCUCUGGUGAGCAUGUGCACCCUCUGACAAAAAGAAAAACACAUAAUUUAAGUUAUGAGGAUAAAAAUGAACAAUGAUGUGGAAUUAGUGGGCUAUUUCAAAGAAUAUUACAGUUUAUAAGUUGAAUCUCACUAACAUAGGUCAUAUUUUUCUGUUGAAGUUACUUUGUUUACAGCAAAAUUUGGUGUACUGUGCAGUGCUUAGUUUGAGAUUGACCUUAUUCUUAAUCAGAAAGUGAUUAGAAUAUGCACAACCAAAGCCAAGUUUUCUUUUUCACUCAUUCAGCAACUAUUUAUUGAGCAACUCUGUGCCAGGCACAUGACUAGCUGCUACACUGUCUAAGUAUGACAUACGGUUAAGUAACUUUACGAUUAUCAAUACUGUAAUGCAGGUAUUUUUUUAGGUUGAAAUAGUAUUAAUCAAAUUAGGAUGAUGCUUUCAUGUUAUUUUACUGUCGUGAUGGAAAUUCUAGUUUUGUCAUCUAAAACUAUGUUUCUAUGAAAAGAGGAGGAUGAAGACCAAGUUAAUCCCAGUUUAAAAACUGGAGAAGAAGAGGGUACAUGCUCUUCAUUAUAAAGUAUAUUAAUUAUAUUAUGUUAAUUUUUAUACAUCAGUACAUUGCAUAUAUCAACUAGCCCUCAAUGAAACAUUUAAGUGCUGGAAAUUUUACUGAGCUGACUUUUUACAACUUUGGAAACUUUUUGAGGGAGUACUUAAAAUGACUUGCCCAACGUUUGCCUCUUACUCAAAACUUCAAAUAAAAUACACAUUUUCAAAACCGAGCACCUUUUAUACUUGGUAAGUAUUCAUUGCAAACUUUAAAAUGCCAGUCAGAGAGAUGUUGUCUGUCUGUGGUUUAGCAAACAUUUGUCUUAUGUUUUGAAAUAGAGAUUGUGAUUGCAGAACAGGAAGUGAGAAAACACUGCCAGCAGUGAUUGCUACUGGAGGUGGGGUUUUUUUUGUUUUGUUUUGUUUUUUAUAACUACCAUUUCCCCCCAUGAGAUUAUGUGGAGUUUCUUUUAUCUUUGGAAAAGGUUGAAGAGAAGCUAGUACAAGAAUUAGAAAUUUAAAAUUACAGGGAAAAAUAUGUAUGUGAAAAGCAAUAAAUAUUUUGUUCACUUUGCUAUCAAGAUGUUCACUAUCAGAUAUUUAUUAUACAGCAGCAAUUUAUAUUUUUAAUCAUUGCCCAUUAAUAGACGCAGUAAAAUAUUUUUGAAUCAGACAUUUGGGAUUUGUAUGUGCAUUAAAAUUGUCUUUUGUACUGUAAGUUACUGUUUAAUUUGAAUAUUUUAUCAGAAUUGUCUCCCUGUGCCUUUAUAAUAUAAAGUUGUUUCUACAACUUUUACUGAUCUUAAUAAAGAAUACUUUAAGAAUCACA